AUGGCAGAGACGUCAGAAGUUGAUGAAGACAGCUCUUUAAAUUCUAAAGUCUUAUGCCGACAACAGCAGAUUAAAACGCUGUUGUCACUGUUUGGCCAGAGACAAGCAAUGACCACCGGUUCUUUGUUUAUAUAUGGCCACACUGGAACAGGAAAGUCCCUUGUGCUGCAGUCAGUACUGAAUCACAAUAAGUUACCAUACAUUUUUCUCAAUUCUAUUGAGUGUUCAAGUCCUCGAUUUCUCUUUGAACACAUCCUGAAUAACCUUCCUGUGCAAGGGAGCUACCAGAUCUCCCAGGACUUAAAUAAUCUUCUGAAUAUAGAGAAUGGCGAUGAUGAUGAUGACUACAUACAAUGUGAUAACCUGACAGACUUCAUCAGACUACUUGUCAGCUUUAUAUCUGAAAGCCCACUGAAAAAUCAGACUUUGUAUUUAGUUUUAGAUAAGGCAGAAAGACUGCGGGAAAGUAGUGCGAGCCUAUUGCCAGUCUUGCUAAGACUACAGGAGUUGUCUGGACUGAAUGUCUGCACAAUUUUUGUAUCCGAAAUUGUCUGGGAAAAGUUUCGUUCUGGGACUGGUUUUUAUGAACCAUACUGCCUGCAUUUUCCAGAUUACAGUCGUCAGGAACUGAUGGAAAUCAUGUGCCUGGAUGCCCCGGCAUCAUGUGAGAAAGAUUUAUACUCACUCUACAUCAACAUAGUUCUGUCAGUCUUUCACAUGGUGUGUCGGGACUUGAGGGAGCUACGCCACAUUGCACGGCUGAACUACCAGUAUUUCAUUGAACCUAUUGAAAAAAAUGAAGUGAAACCUUCUGAUACUAAGAAACUAUGGAGAAAUAUUGAACCGCACUUAAAAAAGGCACUGACAAGUGUUUAUCUUCGAGAAGUGUCAAGUCGUCAGUGGGAGCUAUUGCAGCAAGCUGAGCUGGCUGAUCCAGACUCUGAUUUUUCUAAAGCCAUUGUUCCAUCAAGAUCCUAUGUGGAACUACCCUAUUACUCCAAGUUUCUCCUCAUUGCUGCAUACAUUGCCUCAUACAACCCCAUGAAAUAUGACAGGAGGUUCUUUGCUAAAUUUUCCGCCAAAGUGUCUAAACGAGCUAAGCAUGUCAAGAAGAGUGAGAGGACAAGUAAUCAUCUGCUAGGCCCUAAGGUUUUCCCGAUUGAUCGGAUGAUGGCCAUCUUCUACUCCAUUGUUGAGGGGAAAGUUGUUCCAUCAGCUUACAUCAAUGUACAGAUCAGUUCAUUGGUGAGCCUUCACCUUCUGCACCAGAUUGGAGGAGAAGACAAAAUAGCCGCCCCAAAGUAUAAAUGUCUGGUGACGCUCGACUUCAUUCGGUCUGUGGCUAGAACUGUGCAUUUUGAUGUGAUGAGGUACCUCUAUGACUUCUUGUGA
Candidula unifasciata is the source of this 1392-nucleotide messenger RNA. The record is from the annotation of a GenBank genome assembly. NCBI's taxonomy places the organism in Eukaryota, Metazoa, Mollusca, Gastropoda, Stylommatophora, Geomitridae.